GCUGCCGCGCCGCCGUCGGCCACCCCGGGCACCAGGCGCUCUCGUGGGCGGUCCUCGCCAUGACGCUGGGCGUCCUGGUGGCCGUGGCCGCGACGGGCGGCCGCGGGAUCCAGGCCCAGUGUGUGCUCUCGGAUCGACGGGUACCCAGGGCGAACCAUUUGAGUCCAGAGGAGGUCGCCAUGUACACCCGCGGGGAGGUCUCGUUCCACGUCGUCGGCGUUGUGGUGACCGCGCCGGUGGCCUUCUGGCUGCCCCGCUUCGCGACCACCUCGCACCUGCGCCGCGUCUCGGAGUACGCGCUGCUCCUGUGGCUCCAGCAAUGGGCAGGGCUCGUCGGGUAUUGGAUGUCGUGUGCGGGUGGUUUCGAGAGGCAGAGACUGCUGCGCUUUGCCAUCAGGUGGGUCUACAAUCUCACCGUCAUAGCCUCCCUCGGCUAUUUCUGGUGGAUUCUGCGGCGCCAGCUGCUGAUGCUCGAAGUCAGCUCGUUCAUCCCCAUGCGUGCUCACUGGUUGUGGCGAACGAUCACGGCCACCAUGCUUGUUGGACUUUAUGUAGCAGCGACGUUUUCCAUGACGGAUACCUCUCUGGGGGCCACAGGGAGUCCCAUCCGAGUGACGACAGGACUUGCGAUGUGGCUGGUCCAGCUCCUCCUGGCGUCCGCGCUGAUGGUGUUCCUGCACGGCGUGCGGCGGGUUGCCAGGCUGACCCAGGAGGCGCGAGACCACGCCGUGGCCGUCGGCGUGCAGGACGAGGAGGGCCAGAAGGCCCCCAGGUCCCUGCGCUUCCAGAUGUUCGGCUCGGCCCUGAGCGUCCUGAGCACCAGCCUGAGCCUGCUCGGGAAGUACUGGGUCGCGGACCUCCUCUGGCCCAUCUCCGCGCCGAGCGACCUCACGAGGACGCCGGAGUUCCUGCUCGCCUCCUUCAUGUGCCUGGGGCUGUUCGACGUGGUCCCAUCGCCAGCCUGGCGCUGA
Messenger RNA from Prorocentrum cordatum, 971 nucleotides. The record is from the annotation of a GenBank genome assembly. NCBI's taxonomy places the organism in Eukaryota, Dinophyceae, Prorocentrales, Prorocentraceae.